UCGAAUUUCUUACUUUUUUAUUUUUUAUUUUUUAAAAAUAUUUUUCCAUGUAUUACAGACUAGAUUUAAUAAUCUCUAUGUUUUCUUAAAUAAAUGGAAUUUGAUUUAUAAUGGUCUGCUUCUGGAACAAUUAAAAUCCGAAAAAUUUCCAAAACGUUGUGUUUGUUUGUUGGCUGCGAUUGUGAUGGAAUAGAUCUUUGGGGGUUUUGAGUGUGGGGCUUAUUAGGUUUUCGAUUUAUUUUGGAGUUGGAAGUUUCGGUGUAAUUUUGUUGUUUAUUCUAAAGAGCCGUUUGGGGUUUGACUAAUGGAGAUGACGAUGGGAUAUAAAUGGAAUUUCGUAAACUUGUUUGGAUUUGGAUUUAGGAUCCAUUUAGCCUUUUGAUUUUGGUCUUUAUUUAUAAGAAAUGGAGCGUCGGAGACUCUGGAUUGCGGUUACCUUUUCAUUCUACUUUGCUAGUAUUGUUGAAACCAUUGAGCUUCAAUUUUGACAGAGGUUUCAAUUAGAAUUUUCGGCUAUUUCUGUGAUAUAUUUUGAUGCCGAGGGAUUACAGAUUUGAGGGUCCAGGGAUGGCAAGUGGGUUUGGCGAAUCAACAAGAAGGCCAUCCCAAGGCCCUUCUUGCUCAACCAAUAACAAUAACAACAAUGAUACUGGUAGUUUUGAAUGCAAUAUUUGCUUUGACUUAGCUCAAGAUCCUAUUGUAACUUUAUGUGGCCAUCUCUUCUGCUGGCCUUGUCUUUACAAAUGGCUCCAUGUGCACUCACGUUCGCAGGAUUGCCCUGUUUGCAAGGCCCUCAUUGAGGAGGACAAGUUGGUUCCUUUGUAUGGAAGGGGAAAGACAUCAACUGAUCCAAGAUCAAAGUCGAUUCCCGAUGAUAACAUUCCACACCGUCCCACAGGACAGAGACCUGAAACAGCCCCUCCACCAGAUCCAAAUCAUUUUCCCCAGCACGGGUUUGGAUUCAUGGGAGGUUUGGGAGGCUUGGGAGGGUUUGCACCGACGACAACUACAAGAUUUGGGAAUUUCACGUUUUCUGCUGCUUUUGGUGGUCUUAUCCCCUCAUUAUUAAAUCUUCAGGUGCAUGGGUUUCAUGAUGCUGCAAUGUAUGGUGCUGCCACUGGUUUUCCUUAUGGAUUCUCUAAUUCAUUUCAUGGUGGCCAUAUGCAUAGAUUCCCUCCAAAUAGGCAUCAGGGACAGCAAGAUUAUUUCCUAAAGAGGCUGCUUUUAUUUAUUGGGUUUUGUGUUCUUCUCGCUCUUUUAUGGCAGUAGAUAAAAAAUGCAACCACAGUUGGAACUGCUAGUGGUUAUUUAGAGUUUCCUACCUCGAAGAAUUUGUAAAGUUGUUGGUUCAUCUUUUCUGUUUAGUUUUACAAUCCUGGAAUUGUUCAUAUUAUAUUUGUCGAUACUCCUUUUCAGCUUUCCAUGAGCAUUAUUAUACUGCAACUGCAA
Messenger RNA from Ziziphus jujuba (common jujube), 1449 nucleotides. RefSeq lists its product as uncharacterized. Gene Ontology annotation, biological process: ubiquitin-dependent protein catabolic process. Bases 535 to 1269 code for a protein of 244 amino acids. Lineage: Eukaryota; Viridiplantae; Streptophyta; Magnoliopsida; Rosales; Rhamnaceae. The transcript is spliced from 2 exons. Gene Ontology annotation, cellular component: endoplasmic reticulum. The record is from RefSeq and is a predicted model, not a curated record. Gene Ontology annotation, molecular function: ubiquitin-like protein conjugating enzyme binding; ubiquitin protein ligase activity; metal ion binding.